Kuraishia capsulata CBS 1993 is the source of this 1545-nucleotide messenger RNA. RefSeq lists its product as uncharacterized. The record is from RefSeq and is a predicted model, not a curated record. Gene Ontology annotation, molecular function: protein dimerization activity; DNA-binding transcription factor activity, RNA polymerase II-specific; RNA polymerase II cis-regulatory region sequence-specific DNA binding. Gene Ontology annotation, biological process: positive regulation of transcription by RNA polymerase II. NCBI's taxonomy places the organism in Eukaryota, Fungi, Ascomycota, Pichiomycetes, Pichiales, Pichiaceae. The coding region runs from base 1 to 1545 and encodes 514 amino acids. The transcript has a single exon.
AUGGGUAGAAGGAAGAUUGAGAUCGAGCCCAUCUCCGAGGAGCGCAACCGGACAGUCACCUUUGCGAAGCGCAAGGCCGGACUGUUCAAGAAGGCUCACGAACUCUCUGUUUUAUGUCAGGCCGAUUUAGCCGUCAUCAUCAUUGGAAACAACCAUAAGUUGUUUGAAUAUUCGUCCGUGGACAUGGACGAUUUGUUGACUCGAUACUCAGGCUACGACCAGCCCCACGAGCAGAAGACCCCGAAGGACUACGGUGAUUACGAGAAAAAAUCGCGUGUUUCGAGCGACCAGGACUACAAGAGGGGUUCUUACGAUAAGAAAUAUGUCGCUGAAGAAGCCGAUAACGAUGAAGAGUCAGAAGACGACGAUGAUGUUCCACCAUCUAAACGAGUCAAGAGGACCAGAGCUGAACGUGACGAAAAACCAGUGAUCAGAAAAACUCCAAAUCGCGGAUCUCGACUUGCCAGCAUGGAAACUCCUCCAUCUGACAAAUCCACGCUGCCCCCAUUCACUUCUGGAUUUGCUUCCCAUACCCCAAAGAACCCGCUAGCUGCUUACCCCACUUCAAGUCCCAUCAACGAGUUCCAUGCCCGUCGGCCGCAAUUGCGUGUGACCAUCCCCAAAUCUCAGGAGAACAAAUCCGAGAACGAUAGUGCGGUUACUGUCUCUAAAGGAAUACCAGAAAAUGGUCGCAAAGGAUCCUCUCCUCAGCAGCCAAGCUCUCAGUCGAACUCCUCCGACUCAACGUCUAGGAGACUGUUUGGCAAUCAGUCGGACUCGUCCGCAGUGCUGGGCAACUUGACUAGUAACGGAAAUAACCAGAAAUAUUUUGCCAAUGGCUCAACUGUUUUGCCGCAAUUGGAUAACGAUUCUGCAAAAUCCACACCUUUAUCAGCAACGGCUCCAGGUGGGAAUAUCUUUGGCCUUCCACAACUAUCACCUUCAUCUCAAUUGCCUUUGCCCAACCCGACUCCGUCUCAAAAUCCCCACCAGCAACAGCUGCAGCAACAGCUUCAGCAGCUCCAGCAGCAACAGAACCAUGGUAAUCCUCGGAACGGGGUUUACGGUGCUACCUCCAAUCCUGGAACGAACACUGCCAACGGCUACGGACCCACGUUCAUGUCGAUAUACGGCAAUGGUCCUACAACUGCUCUAUCAAGACCGUUCCUGUCUGGUGCAAAUCCUGGAGAACAGACGCCUGUGAGCGCACUUCCUUCCAAGUAUGUGAACGACCUGUUUCCAUCUCCUAACAACUUCUACAGCAACGAGUGGAAUAUCCCUUUCGGAACGGGUACAACCCCAUUACCAACGUCUGCCCCACACCUAUUGCCUAUGCCCAACGGUGGGACCUCGGCCACACCAUCGACUCAGCCAGGAGGUGCCAACCACUUGAUUUUCAAUAGAAGUGGCUCCACGGGUGGAAACUACUCGGAAAUGCUGCCAAGUCCGCUGCAGAUGAUGAUGGGAACUACUGGAGGUAAUCAAUUUCCUCCGGCGUUUAAUUCCCAGGCCUAUGAGACUCCAGCGAAGAAGAAGCGAAGAUGA